This is a messenger RNA of Emys orbicularis (European pond turtle), 1806 nucleotides long. It is a transcript of the gene NCAPH, whose product is annotated as non-SMC condensin I complex subunit H. The transcript has 15 exons. Gene Ontology annotation, biological process: mitotic chromosome condensation. The record is from RefSeq and is a predicted model, not a curated record. Gene Ontology annotation, cellular component: condensin complex. The coding region runs from base 16 to 1806 and encodes 596 amino acids. Gene Ontology annotation, molecular function: chromatin binding. Lineage: Eukaryota; Metazoa; Chordata; Testudines; Emydidae.
CACCUUAUAGACUACAUGGCAGAGAUACUCAAACAGAAGGACUCCGAACUGACCAACUUCAAGAUAGCAGCCGGCACCCUGGAUGCCAGCACAAAGAUCUAUGCGGUGAGAGUGGAUGCUGUCCAUGCAGAUGUAUACAAGGUUCUUGGAGGGUUGGGAAAAGACUCAGCACCUACAAAGGAUGUGGACAGCCAGGGUGCAGAUGGAGCUGCUGCCGGUACUGAAGCUGCCAAGAAGCUCCAGACAAAGAAGAAGCACUCGUACAAAACAAUCGAACAGAACCUGAAUAACAUAAACAUCUCUGAGGCAGAUUGCAGAAGUGAGGUCGAUCCCAUGUUCCAGAAGACAGCAGCCUCCUUCGAUGAGUGCAGCACGGUUGGCAUCUUUCUCAGCACCCUGCACACCCACAGCUAUAGCUGUGAGCUCCUGUUGGAUUCCAAGGUCACGCCGCUCCCAUCUUCUGAGACAUUGGAGUCCCCGAGCUCUACUCCUGUGAAGGUGGCAGACCUGAAGUCUAUCCUGCUGCAGUGCAUCGAACCGCGCCCCAUCUGCCCUACGUUGAGUGGCUUCCAGCUUUCUCACUGGGACAGUGACUCCCAUAAUGAGUCAGUGUCCGCUCUGCUGGAUAAAUUUAAGAAAAGCGACCAAGUCUUUGAUAUCAACGCAGAGGUGGAUUGUGACCCUGCAGACUGUGCUGAUGCCCUAGAGGAGGAUGACUUUGAUGCAGACAUGCCAGAUAGGACGGUAGCAGAGGAUGUUGGGGACUUUUCAGACAAGCUGGAGGCCUGCAGGAUGGUGCGUGAGAGCAUGAGUAAGGACGUGAUUCCCCUUGCGGAAGGAGACAUCGGGACCAUGUGCCUCCAUCUCUCUGUGAAACCUGGAGAGUAUUCCUACUUCAGCCCCCGCACCAUGUUGAUGUGGGCCGGCCCAGAGCACUGGCGCUUUAAGCCUCACCAUAAACUGGACACGGGCGCUGAGAAGGGGGGCAGGAAGAGGAACACAAAGAAAGUCUUCGAACUCGACUUUGAUGAGGAUAUUGACUUCACAACGCGUUUCCGUAAGACUAGGGCAGCGACAACUCUGGCCAAAUCAACUCUUGACAACCAGAACAAGAAGAGCACCACGCUCCCUGAAGACUUCCACUUUGACCCUGACAAUAUCAUUCGGCUCUCCCUCAAACCAGCUAUCAAGCUGUGGAGGAAGGCUCUGCAGAGCAGCUUGUCUGACCAAGAGGAUGAGAUUGGAGAGUAUGAUUACAACAAUCCCAAUGACACCUCCAACUUCUGUCCUGCACUGAAGGCUGCUGAUAGUGACGACGACCCCGACCCCGUUGGCUUCAUGGGCCAGGGUGGGCCCUUUGAACUGACCGUGAGGGGGACAGAUCAGUUUGGUGAGCUCAGCAGGGCCCUUGGGGUUGACAUCACAACAUAUGGCGAGUCCAACCUUGUUGCUGAGCCACAGAAGGUGAAUAAGAUAGAAAUUCAUUAUGCAAAGACGGCCAAAAAGAUGGACAUGAAGAGGCUAAAACGGACCAUGUGGGACCUCCUGACUGAUGUGCAGAAGGACCAGGUGGGGGCAGAGCAAAAUGAAGUCGCAGAGAAGGGGACUGACUCUGUAACACUAGCAGGCAAGAAGGUCUUCAGUGGCAUCACAAAAGAUCUGCUUCACAGACUGCCUUCUGCGAUGGCGCAGAACCUCUCUGUGCCCCUGGCGUUUGCCUGCCUCUUGCACUUGGCAAAUGAAAAGAAUCUGACGCUGGAGGGGGUAGAGGACCUGUCUGACGUCCUCGUGAAGCAAGGAGAUUGA